CCUAGUUCCAGGAAGUUCCCGCAGCAUCGGUACAGAUAGGCUCGUCGCUUGCUGUCAAACACUGUGUCCUGUCAGAUAUAAACUCAGAUUAAUGGACAAUUAAACGGUUAAACGGGGAAAAACACAGCGUCUCGCAGAACAAUGGGAUGACAUACAUUUAAAAUACGAGGAUUUGUGUUUUAGCGAGUUUAAAGGGCAAAAUAUGGAAGCUAACUAAGUUAGCAAUAUGCUCAUGACAUAUUAACAACACAACAAAAACAACACAGGACUUUCAGUGUUGUUUUUUAGACAUUGGACCGACACAGGACUCAAGAAGGAUGGAGUGGGACAUUUGACAAGAGGCGAGAUGGUUAACAAAUAAAGUUAACGAUCUGACUGCUAUGUAGUUAGUAGUAGUUGUGGAUUUGCUAUAUUUAGUUUGUUUACUAUUGUCCUGUCAGCUGACAUCAGAUUCUACACUGCUGGGGCGUUUUAUUUUCUGUUUUACCCUUUUUGGUUAAGUACAUUAGAGCUCCAGUAUGCAUGACGCAUAUGAACCGGUUCCUAUUCUGGAGAAAUUACCCCUCCAGAUAGACUGUCUGGCGGCCUGGGAUGAUUGGCUCCUUGUCGGGACCAAACCGGGUCAUCUCCUUCAGUACAGGAUCAAGAAAGAUGCAGGUACAAACCGGUUUGAAGUUACAUUAGAGAAAUCCAAUAAGAACUUCUCAAAGAAGAUUCAGCAGCUGUUUGUGGUUUCGCAGUACAAGAUUUUGGUUAGUCUUUUGGAAAAUAACAUCCACGUUCAUGACUUGCUGACGUUCCAGCAGAUAACUGUGCUGUCCAAAGCCCGAGGAGCCACACUGUUUGCCUGUGACCUGCAGAAGUCCAGCUCAGGUGAGGCCAAACUGCGCAUGUGUGUUGCAGUGAAGAGGAAGAUUCAGCUGUAUUACUGGAAGGACAGAGAAUUCCUUGAACUACAGGGAGAUUUUUCCGCUCCAGACAUUCCCAAAUCCAUGGCUUGGUGUGAGAACUCAAUAUGCGUGGGUUUCAAACGAGACUACUAUCUGAUUCGGAUGGAUGGGCGUGGCUCAGUCAAGGAACUGUUCCCCACUGGGAAACAGCUGGAACCGUUGGUGGCCCCAUUGGCUGAUGGGAAGGUGGCAGUGGGCCAGGAUGACCUCACAGUUGUUUUGAACGAAGAAGGUGUCUGCACUCAGAAAUGUGCCCUUAACUGGACGGACAUUCCUGUUGCAAUGGAGCACCAGCCACCCUACAUCAUUGCAGUGUUGCCACGGUAUGUGGAGAUCCGCACGCUCGAACCCAGACUGCUGGUGCAGAGCGUAGAACUGCAGAGACCGCGCUUCAUCACCUCCGCUGGAUCAAAUGUUGUCUAUGUCGCAAGCAAUCAUUUUGUCUGGCGUCUGGUGCCGGUCUCUAUAGCCAGCCAAAUACGGCAGCUUCUACAGGACAAACAGUUUGAACUGGCGCUUCAGCUAGCGAAAAUGAAGGAUGAUUUAGAUGCAGACAAGAGACAACAGAUCCAUCACAUUCAGAACCUGUACGCCUUCAACCUGUUCUGUCAGAAGCGCUUUGACGACUCCAUGCAGGGCUUCGCUAAGUUAGGCACCGAUCCCACCCAUGUGAUUGGAUUGUAUCCAGACCUCCUUCCCUCCGACUACCGCAAACAGCUUCACUACCCAAACCCUCUGCCCACACUGUCUGGAGCCGAGCUGGAGAAAGCCCACCUAGCCCUCAUAGACUACCUGACACAGAAACGCAGUCAUUUGGUGAAGCAGCUGAAUGACUCGGAUCCCUCUACCACCUCGCCUCUCAUGGAGGGAACCCCCACCAUCAAGAGCCGCAAGAAACUCCUUCAGAUCAUCGAUACCACCCUGCUCAAAUGUUACCUCCAUACCAAUGUAGCCUUGGUGUCUCCUCUCCUGCGCCUGGAGAACAACCACUGUCACAUCGAGGAGAGCGAGUACGUGCUGAAGAAAGCUCAUAAAUACAGCGAGCUCAUCAUCCUUUAUGAGAAGAAAGGCCUUCACCAGAAAGCUCUGCAGGUUCUGCUGGAUCAGUCCACUAAAGCCAACUCUCCUUUGAAGGGUCAUGAGAGGACUGUACAGUAUCUCCAGAGGCUGGGUGUGGAGAACCUGGGCAUCAUAUUUGAGUUUUCACCAUGGGUUCUGAAGAUUUGUCCUGAGGACGGACUGAAGAUCUUCACUGAGGACCUGACGGAGGUGGAGACUCUACCCAGGGAUAAGGUGUUGAACUUCCUGAAGGAGGGUUUCAAGGAGCUGGCCAUUCCAUACCUGGAGCACAUCAUAUACAUGUGGGAAGAGACACGGCCCGAGUUCCACAAUGUUCUGAUCCAGCUCUUCCUGGAGAAGGUGCAAGGCCUCAUGAAGUUGUACCUCAACUCACUGCCCGAAGGUGUUUCAGCUGUAGCUGCGGGGAAGGAGGCGGGAGAGCUGGGAGAAUUCAGGAACAAGCUUCUGACAUUUCUGGAAGUUUCCAGCAGCUAUGAGCCAGAGAGACUCAUCAGUGAUUUCCCGUUUGAUGGUCUGCUGGAGGAGAGGGCUCUGCUCUUGGGUCGCAUGGGGAAACACGAGCAGGCUCUCUUCAUCUAUGUUCACAUUCUGAAAGACACCCAUAUGGCUGAAGAGUACUGCCACAGUCACUAUGAUCCAGCAGCAAACGGCAAUAAAGACGUGUAUCUGUCCCUCCUGCGCAUGUAUCUGUCUCCACCGGACGUGCACUUCCUCGGGCCCAUAAAGAUGGAGUUAUGUGAGCCACAAGCCAACCUCCAGGCGGCCCUGAACGUCCUUCAGCUCCACCACAGCAAACUGAACACCACCAAAGCCAUAAACCUGCUGCCAGCCAACACACAGAUCCGCGAGAUCAAGGUGUUCCUGGAGAGUGUGUUGGAGGAGAAGGCUGGAAGGAAGCGCUUCGACCAGGUCCUGAAGAGCCUCCUACAGGCCGAGUUCCUGCGGGUGCAGGAGGAACGUAUCUUUCACCAGCAGGUGAAGUGUGUCAUCACAGAUGAAAAGACCUGCAGAGUGUGUAAGAAGAAGAUCGGAAACAGUGCCUUUGCCAGGUAUCCAAACGGUGUGGUGGUUCACUACUUCUGCUGUAAGGAUCGCAACAUGUGUCCAGCAGAGUAGAGGAAGACCGGGUGGCAGUGGACACACUCCUCAGAUGAACAGCAAACAUCAAGCGUCUGUGAAAACACACCGAAGGAAACGCUCUCUCUCUCUCUCUGUCUCUCUGUCUAUCUCUCACUCUUUACAUCUGUCUGAUGCAAUUCAUCUAAAAACUCUGGACUGUGAGACUUAAAUCAGAUUUAUGAAGUGCAUUACUUUGAAAGCUUUGCCUGAAUGCACAACACAAACUGAGAAAUGCUUAACUUCUCUUUUCCCUCACGUAUGUGUGUGUUCAGCAUCCAGGCUCGCAGGACUGGGCUUGUGCUGCUCUGCUUCACUCAGUUAGCUUGAGAUGAAAUCAGACGCCAGAUAACACCCUUAAUGUAGCCUCUCGUACAGAAAGGUCAGCGCUUGCACACAACACACCUACGGCUACGGGCCGUCCGACGGAAGGAUGAAUGCUUGCAUGGACGUUCAGAGAUCACUUACAGCUAGAAGUCUGCUUUUUUUUUAAGCAAUGCCAAAAAGCUUGGUAUUGUGUCUUAAGUUUUUCUAGUGGUAUGGGGUUUUGGAGAGCUCUAAAAUCAUGGUAGCAUGCCACUUUUUUUUGUUCUGGUUACUCAAGUGGCUUUAAUUUAUUAUUAACACAGUGUCUAAACGUGUCCAGGAAUGUGUCACCUAUGUGUGCUGCAAUCGCGUCGCAAUUCCUAACACAUGUGUCCGACUAACACUGUUUUAAAAUGCUUGUGCUUUCAGUCAACUGUAACCCAUGACCUGGACUGUUGCUCAAACAAAGGCACGCUCACUGACAUUAGACCUUUAUAGCAGGCCUGAAAUGGACGUGAAUGUGUAGAUUGUACAUUGAACCCGAGGUGGAAGAUGAACCUAAUAAACAUGUAUCUUCUCUUAUGA
Messenger RNA from Pimephales promelas (fathead minnow), 4037 nucleotides. RefSeq names its product VPS39 subunit of HOPS complex (gene vps39). Gene Ontology annotation, biological process: vesicle-mediated transport; endosomal vesicle fusion; intracellular protein transport. Gene Ontology annotation, cellular component: cytoplasm; membrane. Lineage: Eukaryota; Metazoa; Chordata; Actinopteri; Cypriniformes; Leuciscidae. The record is from RefSeq and is a predicted model, not a curated record. Gene Ontology annotation, molecular function: protein binding.